Molecule: messenger RNA, 855 nt
Organism: Diaporthe amygdali
Lineage: Eukaryota; Fungi; Ascomycota; Sordariomycetes; Diaporthales; Diaporthaceae
Exons: 5
Coding region: 1-855 (284 amino acids)
Molecular function (GO): methyltransferase activity
Source: RefSeq, a predicted model, not a curated record
AUGCCCGACGAAACUGGGGCUGACGAGGUGAAAAAGGAUGAGGCAGUCCCCGAUCUGUAUUCUUAUGUCGGGACAGAUGGCCGGACAUAUCAGGGCUACAUGCCAGGAGACUUCUCUCAUGAGAUCUACCGGCUCAUACUCGACAACAAACUGGCUGAUGCCCCAAUUCGAUCUCCAGAAUACGCUCUUGACAUCGGAACAGGAACAGGUAUCUGGGCCCUGCAAUUCGCCGAAGACAACCCGACAUGUCAGGUCAUCGGAACAGAUUUGAGUUCCAUCCAGCCAUUGUCUUGGAUGCCAAACUGCCAAUUCGUACAGGAGAAUUCGGAGCUGCAGGACUGGGUGUUCCCUUACAAGUUCGACUACAUCCACUUGCGGGGGACUAUAGCGUGUUUUAAUGACGUGACAACAAUAAUGCGCAAGGCGUUCGACGGCCUCGCGCUGGGCGGCUGGAUCGAGUUUCAAGACGCCUGCUUUGAGAUAAGUGGAGUUGAGUGCGGCAGCCUGCAUGGAACGGCGAUGGAGCGCUGGAGCCGACUCGUGCCUAAAGGAGCGGCAGCUCUGGGCCGUGACCUUGCAAAAGCUAAGCUGUACAAGGUGCAGUUGGAAGAGGCUGGGUUUAUAGAUGUCCACGAGCGGGUCAUCCACGUUCCUGGUGGACCCUGGCCUUCAGGGGAUAAAGCAAAGCUUAUCGGCGUCUAUACGGCCAAUGCGUUCCACACGGGCGUGGUGGACAGCUUCAAGAACUUUCUUCUUGCUGCGGGAGAGAUGUCCUCGGUCGAAGUAGACAGUCUGACUACUCAGGUCAAGAAUGACAUCCGAGAUGCGAAUAUCAGGUGGUACAUUCCAAUGUGA